This is a messenger RNA of Acanthoscelides obtectus, 499 nucleotides long. The record is from the annotation of a GenBank genome assembly. Lineage: Eukaryota; Metazoa; Arthropoda; Insecta; Coleoptera; Chrysomelidae.
UCAAAGUCACCCUGUAUAAAAGGUGUCUCAACAAGAGCGCCGUAUUUGAAUUUGUUAAAUGUCAUAUUUCUAGUGAUUUUUUCAAAGGUUUGUGACAAACAAAAAACAAUUGAAAAAUACAAUGAAAAAAUAUAGAAAUGUAUCCAAAAGUUGGUAAGAAGCGUAUACAAUUAUAUGCAUCCCCGUUUUAAAAGAUUUUCGGAAUUUCAAACAUUUUUUAACAUCAAACCUCACAAAUUACUGCAUUCAUCACAGACCAGGUGGCUGUCACUGAUUUCCGCUGAGGAAAUGAGCGGAAAAGAUAUCAGAAACGAGAUACACUGGUUGGAGGAGACCAGUGGCGGAUCUAGAAAAUAUUUUUGGAGGGUGGGUGAUUUACGGACAUCCAGGACACAGGACAACUCCCCCUGCAGGAGACAUCCUUAAUUUCACUAAUAUGUUGCAUUUUAACUAUUUUGUUCGUUGACUUAUCUAAAAUAGAAGAUUUUUCUAUGACUUA